CGAUUACGAUGAACGCAUCCAUUUGUUUAAGGGAGGGGUUGUGUGUAUGAAAAGGCAGAAUACUUUAUUUCUACAUGCAUAUUUGUAGUAGUUCAGAGUUUCACUUUCACUCUUUACUCCUAAGUGCCCUGUAAAGAUUCCCCGGACAAAGAGAUCGGUGAAAUGGCGAGCGAGAAGGCAGUUUUGUUCAAUCUGUGGGGUGUCGUGGUUUCUCCCAGACCCGCAGAAACUUUCCUCAAAUUCGAAGAGACCCACAAACUCCCCAGUGGUUUUCUGGAGAAGCUGGUGACAAACGAGAACAGCGCCAUGCAACGUGCAGAGAGGGGCAAACUCACCCUCUCUCAGAUGAUCCCAGAACUUGAUGCAGAGUGUGUGAGUGCAGCAUCUGACCAGAAGGUCAGUCUUCCUACUGGGUUCUCUGUGAAGAGCCUGUUGGAGGAACUCAGAGACUCAACCACCGUCAACAAACACAUUCUGCAGACUGUAGCUACACUCCGCAGACAAGGGUUAUUGACAGGUGUGUUGGCCAACCAGUGGGUGGAUGACAGUGGGUAUGGAGAUAGCUCUGGCCGUCUCCUCUCUCUGCUGGGCGGACAUUUUGAUGUGGUGCUACAGUCCUGUCGUACUGGCCUCAGGGUCCCAGAGGCCGACCUGUUCAUCUCCGCUCUCAAACAGCUGGGAGUGCCUCCGAAACAGGCUCUGUGGUUGGCUGAUGAUGAGGAGGGGGUGGGAGCAGCAGAGGCAUUAGGGAUGACAGCUGUUCUGGUGAAGGACCUGCCUGAAGCUCUGAAACAAGUAGAGACCUUCGCUGGAGUACAGGCCGUAACAGGGGAAAGCUACCCAGCCUCUUGCAACCCAGAAGAAGUUUCUCAUGGAUAUGUCACCAUCAAGCCCGAUGUAAAGCUGCACUAUGUGGAGAUGGGGGCGGGGCCUCCGGUCAUGCUGUGUCACGGCUUCCCUGAGAGCUGGUACUCCUGGAGAUAUCAGAUCCCAGCUCUAGCUGAUGCAGGGUUUAGAGUGGUUUCUCUGGACAUGAAGGGCUAUGGACAGUCUACAGCUCCACCAGAUAUAGAGGAGUACUCACAGGAACAGAUCUGCCAGGAUCUUGUGACUUUCAUGGAUAAAAUGGGUAUUCCCCAGGUGACUCUGGUUGGUCAUGAUUGGGGUGGAUCUGUGGUCUGGAACAUGGCCCAGUGUCACCCAGAGAGAGUCAGAGCGGUCGCUUCCCUGAACACCCCUCUGUUCCCUGUGGACCCCUCCAAGGAUCCAAUGGAGUUCAUGAAGACUGUGCCCAUCUUUAACUACCAACUCUACUUCCAGAAACCCGGUGUAGCUGAGACUGAGAUGGAGAAAGAUCUGGCAAGGACCUUCAAGAUCUUCUUCCGUGGCAGUGGAGAUAAGGAUAAUGUUCCUACUAUCAACACUGCUGGAGUUUGUGCCAGAGGUGGUCUGUUCGUAGGACUACCAGACGAGAUACCCAGGAACUCUAUCCUCAGUGAGACUGCUCUGCAGUUCUACAUCACUCAGUUCAAAGACAAGGGAUUCAGAGGGCCACUGAACUGGUACCGUAAUGUGGUGAGCAACUGGAAAUGGCUAUGCUCCCGACCCAGAGCUAAGCUCUUGAUGCCAGCUCUCAUGGUGACCACUGGUAAAGAUCCUGUUCUGCUGCCUGUCUUCUCCAGGGGAAUGGAAAACACGAUCCCCAACCUAACCAGAGGACACAUUGAGGAGUGUGGACACUGGACCCAGAUAGAAAAGCCAUCUGAGCUGAACACCAUUCUGAUCUCAUGGCUGAAGGACACUCACAGCAACACUGGGGUUGCCGUGACACCCAAGCUGUGAUCAGUUACCAGGACUGGCCACUCCUCGGAGCCUGGUUCCUCUCUAGGUUUCUUCCUAGGUUCCUGCAGGUUGACGUUUAUUUGGUCUUGUCCUGGAAGCAGAGCUGAGCCAUUUGUACUAGAUGGGUCAGCUGCAAGGUCAAAAUUGGCUAUAUAAAUAUAAAUAUAUACUGAACAAAAAUAUAAACGUGACAUGCAACAAUUUCAAAGAUUUUACUGAGUUAUAGUUCAUAUGAGGAAAUCAGUCAAUUUAAAUUCAUUUAUUAGGCUCUAAUGUAUGGAUUUCACAUGACUGGGAAGGGUCGUAGACCCACCCACUUUGGAGUCAGGCCCAGCCAAUCAGAAUGAGUUUUUCCCCACAAAAGGGCUUUAUGCCAGUAGCAUACCACCCUGCAUACCACUACUGGCUUGCUUCUGAAGCUAAGCCGGGUUGGUCCUGGUCAGUCCCUGGAUGGGAGACCAGAUGCUGCUGGAAGUGGUGUUGGAGGGCCAGUAGGAGGCACUCUUUCCUCUCGUCUAAAAAAUAUCCCAAUGCCCCAGAGCAGUGAUUGGGGACACUGCCCUGUGUAGGGUGCCGUCUUUCGGAUGGGACGUUAAACGGGUGUCCUGACUCUCUGAGGUCAUUAAAGAUCCCAUGGCACUUAUCGUAAGAGUAGGGGUGUUAACCCCGGUGUCCUGGCUAAUUUCCCAAUCUGGCCCUCAAACCAUCAUGGUCACCUAAUAAUCCCCAGUUUACAAUUGGCUCAUUCAUCCCCCUCCUCUCCCCUGUAACUAUUCCCCAGGUCGUUGCUGCAAAUGAGAACGUGUUCUCAGUCAACUUACCUGGUAAAAUAACGGCAAAUAAAUAAAUAAAUAAAUAAAUUACAGACAGAAAUACUCCUCAGUUUCAUCAGCUGUCCGAGUGGCUGGUCUCAGACGAUCCUGCAACCGGGAUGUGCAGGUCUUGGGCUGGCGUAGUUACACUGCGGUUGUGAGGCCGGUUGGAUGUACUACCAAAUUCUCUAAAACGACGUUGGAGGCGGCUUAUGGUAGAGAAAUUAACAUUAAAUUAUCUGGCAACAGCUCUGGUGGACAUUCCUUCAGUCAGCACGCUAAUUGCACAUUCACUCAAUAUUUGAGACAUCUGUGGCAUAGUUUUGUGUGACAGAACUGAACAUUUUAUAGUGGUCUUUUAUUGUCCCCCAGCACAAGGUGCACCUGUGUAAUGAUCAUGUUUAAUCAGCUUCUUGAUAUGCCACACCUGUCAGGUGAAUGGAUUAUCUUGGCGAAGGAGAAAUGCUCACUAACAGGGAUAAAAACAAAUUUGUACACACAAUUUAAGAGAAAUGCGCUUUUGUUUUGCGUAGGGAACAUUUCUGAGAUCUUUUAUUUAAGCUCAUGAAACAUGGGACCAACACUUCAUAUUUUUGUUCAGUAUAUAAUUGAAAGCUGGGCAUAAGGUUAACAGUGUGCUUAAGUUUAGGUUCAAUAACAUUGUGACUGUGCCAGCUAGUGACCACCCUGCAGCACUGCCUCCAGAACACGAGUCAUCCCAAUAAAAUGCCAACUUUCCUUCUAGAGAGGUUUUUCAACUAUGCUUCUGCUUCAACAUUGUUUGCUCUCUGGGGGGUUUUAGCCUGGGCAUCUGCAAAGCACUUGGUGACAACUGCUGAUGUAAAAAGGGCUUUAGAAAUUACAUUUGAUUGAUUGACAAUUUAUUCCCCUUUUAAGUGCACUACUUUUGAAAAUGCACUUUCUAGUGCACUAGGAAAUAGGCUGAGCAUUCAUCAUGAUUGAUUAUUAAUACACAAAGACGCUUGACUCUUCUGAAGAGAUGCACCCGCAGUGGGCGAAAAGGCUGUAACCACAACACUUCUAGCACCAGGUCUCAAAACUUCCCCUUUAAAUGAGACAUUUCAUGAGAAAGUGGCGAUUUAAUAUAUGCAGAUAUAAACAGUGUGGUAAUGUUGUUUAUAUCUGUACAGUUAUGAGCAGCAAUGUUCCAUUCUCGUUUUGCAAAAAAAUGUUUCCCCGAAAAACCCAGAACUAAAGUAUGGCGUAAUUGGUCAGAUGCUAGAACCAGAUCUAGGAGCUCCACCCUCUCUCUUUUGAAAUUAAGGACAGAUGCCCCCCCCCCCCCCCACCCCCCACUCUUCCAAAUUUCAAAAGAUACUAAAACCUGCGAAAUCGUAAUUUUUUGUCAAAAUAACCAGUGACGAAAAAACCCAAACACCAGAUCUACUGCUGGUCGUUAGCUAUCGGGGACCCCUUAGUAUAAAGACAGAUCAAUGGUGGCGUUUAUGUUGACAGAGUCUGUCCACCAGUGAUGAUGCAACAAUCGAUGCAUCGCGUCUAUUUGAUAUGUUGUGGUUAGGCUACUUUGUGGACUGCCCGUCUGCGUUUAUUUCAUCCACACUGUCAGGGAUAUAAUCAAGCAAUAAGGCCCGAGGGGGUGUGGUAUAUGGCCAAUAUACCACGGCUAAGGGCUGUUCUUACCCACGAUGCAACAUGGAGUGCCUGGAUACAGCCCUUAGCCGUGGUAUAUUGGCCAUAUACCACACCUCCUCGGGCCUUAUUGCUAUUAUAAACUGGUUACCAACAUAAUUAGAGCAGUAAAAAAUACAUGUUUUGUCGUAACCUGUGGUAUACGGUCUGAUAUACCACGGCUGUCAGCCAAUCAGCAUUCAUGCCUCGAACCACCCAGUUUAUAUUAGUUAUUAUUAGCUUGUCUUCUACCAUAACUUAACUAUUAAUAUGCCUACUAGCUAACAACUAUAAUGCCAUUAGUAUUCAACAAUUAUAAUUUGAGGUGUUAUGUCGACUGUGUGUUCUCCUGUUGAUUGAAAGCCCUGUUGUAAUGGUAUUUUCCUGCACUGGGCUUCAUACUAUUAAACUGGCUGUGAGAAAGGUUGAGGGCUAGGUGAAGACGGGAGGAGAUUAGUGGGUGGGUAAUUACACACGUUCAUAUUAACACACGUUCAUAAUUACACACGUUCAUAUUAACACACGUUCAUAAUUACACACGUUCAUAUUAACACACGUUUAUAAUUACACACGUUCAUAAUUACACACGUUCAUAUUAACACACGUUUAUAAUUACACACGUUCAUAAUUACACACGUUCAUAUUAACACACGUUCAUAAUUACACACGUUCAUAAUUACACACGUUUAUAAUUACACACGUUCAUAAUAACACACGUUCAUAUUAACACACGUUCAUAAUAACACACGUUCAUAUUAACACACGUUUAUAAUUACACACGUUCAUAAUUACACACGUUCAUAAUUACACACGUUCAUAAUUACACACGUUCAUAUUAACACACGUUCAUAAUUACACACGUUCAUAAUUACACACGUUCAUAUUAACACACGUUCAUAAUUACACACGUUCAUAAUUACACACGUUCAUAAUUACACACGUUCAUAAUUACACACGUUCCUAAUUACACACGUUCAUAAUUACACACGUUUAUAAUAACACACGUUUAUAAUAACACACGUUCAUAUUAACACACGUUCAUAAUUACACACGUUCAUAUUAACACACGUUCAUAAUUACACACGUUCAUAUUAACACACGUUCAUAUUAACACACGUUCAUAAUUACACACGUUCAUAUUAACACACGUUUAUAAUUACACACGUUCAUAAUUACACACGUUCAUAUUAACACACGUUCAUAAUUACACACGUUCAUAAUUACACACGUUCAUAUUAACACACGUUCAUAAUUACACACGUUCAUAAUUACACACGUUCAUAAUUACACACGUUCAUAAUUACACACGUUCAUAUUAACACACGUUCAUAAUAACACACGUUCAUAUUAACACACGUUCAUAAUUACACACGUUCAUAAUUACACACGUUCAUAAUUACACACGUUCAUAUUAACACACGUUCAUAUUAACACACGUUCAUAAUUACACACGUUCAUAAUUACACACGUUCAUAUUAACACACGUUCAUAAUUACACACGUUCAUAAUUACACACGUUCAUAAUUACACACGUUCAUAAUUACACACGUUCAUAAUUACACACGUUCCUAAUUACACACGUUCAUAAUUACACACGUUUAUAAUAACACACGUUUAUAAUAACACACGUUCAUAUUAACACACGUUCAUAAUUACACACGUUCAUAUUAACACACGUUCAUAAUUACACACGUUCAUAUUAACACACGUUCAUAUUAACACACGUUCAUAAUUACACACGUUCAUAUUAACACACGUUUAUAAUUACACACGUUCAUAAUUACACACGUUCAUAUUAACACACGUUCAUAAUUACACACGUUCAUAAUUACACACGUUCAUAUUAACACACGUUCAUAAUUACACACGUUCAUAAUUACACACGUUCAUAAUUACACACGUUCAUAAUUACACACGUUCAUAAUAACACACGUUCAUAUUAACACACGUUCAUAAUUACACACGUUCAUAAUUACACACGUUCAUAAUUACACACGUUCAUAUUAACACACGUUCAUAUUAACACACGUUCAUAAUUACACACGUUCAUAAUAACACACGUUCAUAAUUACACACGUUCAUAUUAACACGUUCAUAAUUACACACGUUCAUAUUAACACACGUUCAUAAUUACACACGUUCAUAAUUACACACGUUCAUAAUUACACACGUUCAUAAUUACACACGUUCAUAAUUACACACGUUCAUAAUUACACACGUUCAUAUUAACACACGUUCAUAAUUACACACGUUCAUAAUUACACACGUUCAUAAUUACACACGUUCAUAAUUACACACGUUCAUAAUUACACACGUUCAUAAUUACACACGUUCAUAAUUACACACGUUCAUAAUUACACACUUUCAUAUUAACACACGUUCAUAUUAACACACGUUCAUAAUUACACACGUUCAUAAUUACACACGUUCAUAAUUACACACGUUCAUAAUUACACACGUUCAUAUUAACACACGUUCAUAUUAACACACGUUCAUAUUUACACACGUUCAUAAUUACACACGUUCAUAAUUACACACGUUCAUAUUAACACACGUUCAUAAUUACACACGUUCAUAAUUACACACGUUCAUAUUAACACACGUUCAUAUUAACACACGUUCAUAUUAACACACGUUCAUAAUUACACACGUUCAUAAUUACACACGUUCAUAUUAACACACGUUCAUAAUUACACACGUUCAUAUUAACACACGUUCAUAAUUACACACGUUCAUAAUUACACACGUUCAUAAUUACACACGUUCAUAAUUACACACGUUCAUAAUUAACACACGUUCAUAAUUACACACGUUCAUAAUUACACACGUUCAUAAUUACACACGUUCAUAAUUACACACGUUCAUAUUAACACACGUUCAUAAUUACACACGUUCAUAAUUACACACGUUCAUAAUUACACACGUUCAUAUUAACACACGUUCAUAAUUACACACGUUCAUAUUAACACACGUUCAUAAUUACACACGUUCAUAAUAACACACGUUCAUAAUUACACACGUUCAUAAUUACACACGUUCAUAAUUACACACGUUCAUAUUAACACACGUUCAUAUUAACACACGUUCAUAAUAACACACGUUCAUAAUUACACACGUUCAUAAUUACACACGUUCAUAUUAACACACGUUCAUAAUAACACACGUUCAUAAUUACACACGUUCAUAAUUACACACGUUCAUAAUUACACACGUUAAUAAUUACACACGUUCAUAAUUACACACGUUCAUAUUACACACGUUCAUAAUUACACACGUUCAUAUUACACACGUUCAUAUUAACACACGUUCAUAAUAACACACGUUCAUAAUUACACACGUUCAUAAUUACACACGUUCAUAAUUACACACGUUCAUAUUAAGACACGUUCAUAAUUACACACGUUCAUAAUUACACACGUUCAUAUUAACACACGUUCAUAAUAACACACGUUCAUAUUAACACACGUUCAUAAUUACACACGUUCAUAAUUACACACGUUCAUAUUAACACACGUUCAUAUUAACACACGUUCAUAAUAACACACGUUCAUAAUUAACACACGUUCAUAUUAACACACGUUCAUAAUUACACACGUUCAUAUUAACACACGUUCAUAUUAACACACGUUCAUAAUAACACACGUUCAUAAUUAACACACGUUCAUAAUUACACACGUUCAUAUUAACACACGUUCAUAAUUACACACGUUCAUAUUAACACACGUUCAUAAUUACACACGUUCAUAAUUACACACGUUCAUAAUAACACACGUUCAUAAUUACACACGUUCAUAUUAACACACGUUCAUAAUUACACACGUUCAUAUUAACACACUUUCAUAAUUACACACGUUCAUAAUUACACACGUUCAUAAUUACACACGUUCAUAAUAACACACGUUCAUAAUUACACACGUUCAUAUUAACACACGUUCAUAAUUACACACGUUCAUAAUAACACACGUUCAUAAUUACACACGUUCAUAAUUACACACGUUCAUAAUUACACACGUUCAUAAUUACACGCGUUCAUAUUAACACACGUUCAUAAUUACACACGUUCAUAAUUACACACGUUCAUAAUUACACACGUUCAUAAUAACACACGUUCAUAAUUACACACGUUCAUAUUAACACACGUUCAUAAUUACACACGUUCAUAUUAACACACGUUCAUAAUUACACACGUUCAUAAUAACACACGUUCAUAAUUACACACGUUCAUAAUUACACACGUUCAUAAUUACACACGUUCAUAAUUACACACGUUCAUAUUAACACACGUUCAUAUUAACACACGUUCAUAAUAACACACGUUCAUAAUUACACACGUUCAUAAUUACACACGUUCAUAUUAACACACGUUCAUAAUAACACACGUUCAUAAUUACACACGUUCAUAAUUACACACGUUCAUAAUUACACACGUUCAUAAUUACACACGUUCCUAUUACACACGUUCAUAAUUACACACGUUCAUAUUACACACGUUCAUAUUAACACACGUUCAUAAUAACACACGUUCAUAAUUACACACGUUCAUAAUUACACACGUUCAUAAUUACACACGUUCAUAUUAACACACGUUCAUAAUUACACACGUUCAUAAUUACACACGUUCAUAUUAACACACGUUCAUAAUAACACACGUUCAUAUUAACACACGUUCAUAAUUACACACGUUCAUAAUUACACACGUUCAUAUUAACACACGUUCAUAUUAACACACGUUCAUAAUAACACACGUUCAUAAUAACACACGUUCAUAAUUAACACACGUUCAUAUUAACACACGUUCAUAAUUACACACGUUCAUAAUAACACACGUUCAUAAUUAACACACGUUCAUAAUUACACACGUUCAUAUUAACACACGUUCAUAAUUACACACGUUCAUAUUAACACACGUUCAUAAUUACACACGUUCAUAAUUACACACGUUCAUAAUAACACACGUUCAUAAUUACACACGUUCAUAUUAACACACGUUCAUAAUUACACACGUUCAUAUUAACACACGUUCAUAAUUACACACGUUCAUAAUUACACACGUUCAUAAUUACACACGUUCAUAAUAACACACGUUCAUAAUUAACACACGUUCAUAAUUACACACGUUCAUAUUAACACACGUUCAUAAUUACACACGUUCAUAAUUACACACGUUCAUAUUAACACACGUUCAUAUUAACACACGUUCAUAAUUACACACGUUCAUAUUAACACACGUUCAUAAUUACACACGUUCAUAAUUACACACGUUCAUAUUAACACACGUUCAUAUUAACACACGUUCAUAAUUACACACGUUCAUAUUAACACACGUUCAUAAUUACACACGUUCAUAAUAACACACGUUCAUAAUUACACACGUUCAUAAUUACACACGUUCAUAAUUACACACGUUCAUAAUUACACACGUUCAUAAUUACACACGUUCAUAUUAACACACGUUCAUAUUUACACACGUUCAUAAUCACACACGUUCAUAUUAACACACGUUCAUAUUAACACACGUUCAUAAUUACACACGUUCAUAUUAACACACGUUCAUAAUUACACACGUUCAUAAUUACACACGUUCAUAUUAACACACGUUCAUAUUAACACACGUUCAUAAUUACACACGUUCAUAUUAACACACGUUCAUAAUUACACACGUUCAUAAUAACACACGGUCAUAAUUACACACGUUCAUAUUAACACACGUUCAUAAUUACACACGUUCAUAAUUACACACGUUCAUAAUUACACACGUUCAUAAUUACACACGGUCAUAUUAACACACGUUUAUAAUUACACACGUUCAUAAUUACACACGUUCAUAAUUACACACGUUCAUAAACGUUCAUAAUAACACACGUUCAUAAUUACACACGUUCAUAAUUACACACGUUCAUAACCGUUCAUAAUUACACACGUUCAUAUUAACACACGUUCAUAAUAACACACGUUCAUAUUAACACACGUUCAUAAUUACACACGUUCAUAAUUACACACGUUCAUAUUAACACACGUUCAUAUUAACACACGUUCAUAUUAACACACGUUCAUAAUUACACACGUUCAUAAUUACACACGUUCAUAAUAACACACGUUCAUAAUUACACACGUUCAUAAUUACACACGUUCAUAAUAACACACGUUCAUAACCGUUCAUAAUAACACACGUUCAUAAUUACACACGUUCAUAAUUACACACGUUCAUAACCGUUCAUAAUUACACACGUUCAUAAUUACACACGUUCAUAAUUACACACGUUCAUAAUAACACACGUUCAUAUUAACACACGUUCAUAUUAACACACGUUCAUAAUUACACACGUUCAUAAUUACACACGUUCAUAUUAACACACGUUCAUAAUAACACACGUUCAUAAUAACACACGUUCAUAAUUACACACGUUCAUAAUUACACACGUUUAUAAUUACACACGUUCAUAAUUACACACGUUCAUAAUAACACACGUUCAUAAUUACACACGUUCAUAAUAACACACGUUCAUAAUUACACACGUUCAUAUUAACACACGUUCAUAAUUACACACGUUCAUAAUUACACACGUUCAUAAUUAACACACGUUCAUAAUUACACACGUUCAUAUUAACACACUUUCAUAAUUACACACGUUCAUAAUUACACACGUUCAUAAUUAACACACGUUCAUAAUUACACACGUUCAUAUUAACACACGUUCAUAAUUACACGCGUUCAUAAUUACACACGUUCAUAAUUACACACGUUCAUAUUAACACACGUUUAUAAUUACACACGUUCAUAAUUACACACGUUCAUAAUUACACACGUUCAUAAACGUUCAUAAUAACACACGUUCAUAAUUACACACGUUCAUAAUUACACACGUUCAUAACCGUUCAUAAUUACACACGUUCAUAUUAACACACGUUCAUAAUAACACACGUUCAUAUUAACACACGUUCAUAAUUACACACGUUCAUAAUUACACACGUUCAUAUUAACACACGUUCAUAUUAACACACGUUCAUAUUAACACACGUUCAUAAUUACACACGUUCAUAAUUACACACGUUCAUAAUAACACACGUUCAUAAUUACACACGUUCAUAAUUACACACGUUCAUAAUAACCCACGUUCAUAACCGUUCAUAAUAACACACGUUCAUAAUUACACACGUUCAUAACCGUUCAUAAUUACACACGUUCAUAAUUACACACGUUCAUAAUUACACACGUUCAUAAUAACACACGUUCAUAUUAACACACGUUCAUAAUUACACACGUUCAUAAUUACACACGUUCAUAUUAACACACGUUCAUAAUAACACACGUUCAUAAUAACACACGUUCAUAAUUACACACGUUCAUAAUUACACACGUUUAUAAUUACACACGUUCAUAAUUACACACGUUCAUAAUAACACACGUUCAUAAUUACACACGUUCAUAAUAACACACGUUCAUAAUUACACACGUUCAUAUUAACACACGUUCAUAAUUACACACGUUCAUAAUUACACACGUUCAUAAUUAACACACGUUCAUAAUUACACACGUUCAUAUUAACACACGUUCAUAAUUACACACGUUCAUAAUUACACACGUUCAUAAUUAACACACGUUCAUAAUUACACACGUUCAUAUUAACACACGUUCAUAAUAACACACGUUCAUAAUUACACACGUUCAUAAUUACACACGUUUAUAUUAACACACGUUCAUAAUAACACACGUUCAUAAUUACACACGUUCAUAAUUACACACGUUCAUAUUAACACACGUUCAUAAUAACACACGUUCAUAAUUACACACGUUCAUAAUUACACACGUUCAUAUUAACACAAGGAAAAAGGGCUUUGAAGAUGCAAUGAUAUUUGUAAAUAAAUACUUUCCUUUAUUGUG
This is a messenger RNA of Salvelinus fontinalis (brook trout), 12186 nucleotides long. It is a transcript of the gene ephx2, whose product is annotated as epoxide hydrolase 2, cytoplasmic. The record is from RefSeq and is a predicted model, not a curated record. Gene Ontology annotation, biological process: cholesterol homeostasis; phospholipid dephosphorylation. The transcript is spliced from 19 exons. Gene Ontology annotation, molecular function: magnesium ion binding; lipid phosphatase activity. Gene Ontology annotation, cellular component: peroxisome. NCBI's taxonomy places the organism in Eukaryota, Metazoa, Chordata, Actinopteri, Salmoniformes, Salmonidae. The coding region runs from base 163 to 1842 and encodes 559 amino acids.